AUGGAUACUGAUAUUCAGUGGGCUCUUGUUCGUUUUGAAUCUGAUAGGAUAACUGACAACAUAGAAGUAAAGCACAUUAAAUAUAGAAAAAAUGAUAGCUUUCAUAUUCAACCAAAGCAUGACCAAGAUUUUUCUAAAACUCACUACUAUUAUGCUCGAUGGAAUUGUGAUGAAAACUGUACAGAAGUACAUUACAAUGGAAAACACCAUUCAUACUAUUCUGCACGAAUAAUAUUACUUGGAAAUAGCAAAGAUGACAUUGAAAAAAAAGUAAAGCAAAGUCACGAAUCAAGAAGUAGUCGAAUCAGAAUUCCGACUCGGGUCGAGACAACAUCAACUAGCCCGACUACUGAUGAUGAAGAAAACGUAGAUGCGGAUGCACAAUCCGACGCAGAUGCCAAAGAAGUUGAGAAGAGAAAGAAGGCCUACACAAAAAAAUUGCUAAAGAACACCAGAAAGCUGAGUACUAUCAAGACUUUGGAGGAAGCGAGAAAGUCAUAUGUAGAGCCUGCGUCCAAAAAAUCAAUCCUCCCUAAUUCAAACGAUUUUCCGGCUACACUUUCAAGUGGUUUUUCUCUCGCAAGAGUAAUUUUUUCAAAAAGUGCUUUGGUGCCAGAGAACGAAUGUUCUCAAGUACGUAAUACCUGCAUCAACACAUCUACUGUAGAUCCUAGAUUUCAGCAAAUACCAUCUCGUUCUGAAGCUAGACAAUCCGAUGACGAUGAUGAUUUUGAAAGCACUAGAAACUCAAGGUCAAGACGUGGAUCAGACGUGGAUCAAUUAUCAUCGCCACCACCACGUCGAUCAAGAUCAUCGACACCACGCCGAACAAGAUCACCGACACCACGUCGAUCAAGAUUACCGACACCACGUGGAUCAAGAUCCAGUUCAGUGAAAGUAGAAGCUGAUAUUAGCGACUUAUUAGAUCAGGUGCCUGAAAAUGUAAGAGGCAGAUUGAAUGAGGCGUUUGAAGGGCUCCAGGGCAAAAUACAAUCCUUGAAGAAUAAACUGACAAAAAAAAGGAAAAGAAACGUCUACGUUGAGGAAACUGUUGAUCCAGUAGUUGCUGAUGAAGACGGAACUGUAGAUUCAGACGGUCCUGACGACGUAGAGUUAGCCGAGGAACUCAAGCGGGUAGGAGAACCUACAGGCGACGCUGGAGCUAAAAUGAUUUACGUUGGGCUUGAUAAAACAUACAGCCAGCCGUUGUGGGACUUGACACAACGAAAAUCUGCGUCGAAAUAUUUGAGGUUCUUGUUGAAGCGUUUAUUUCAACCACAUGAAUUGGCAAAUAAAUGUAUUUUCGAGAUAAAAACAACGGUAGUAGUUAAUGACAAAGAAAGACAAGAAAUGUCCCGUCGAGAAUUACGCAUUAUCAAAGUUCUCUUAAUGAAACGCUGCAACGCCAUCGAUCCUACUGGAGCUAUGGCAGCGACUUGGAAAGGAUUAUACAAGCGACAUAUCGGCUACGCCAUACAAGACGCACGAAGAUGAAAAGAAAAAUAAUUUAUUUGGUUUCUGCAUUAAAGCUUAUAAAUAUUAAAAGUGAUAUAAAUUCCAACUUAAUACUAUUGAAUAAUAAAUUUGUAAUUCGAUUUUUCAUUAA
Messenger RNA from Phymastichus coffea, 1606 nucleotides. RefSeq lists its product as uncharacterized. Bases 1 to 1494 code for a protein of 497 amino acids. The transcript is spliced from 6 exons. NCBI's taxonomy places the organism in Eukaryota, Metazoa, Arthropoda, Insecta, Hymenoptera, Eulophidae. The record is from RefSeq and is a predicted model, not a curated record.